Messenger RNA from Lytechinus pictus (painted urchin), 3971 nucleotides. Its product is annotated as dihydrofolate reductase-like. Lineage: Eukaryota; Metazoa; Echinodermata; Echinoidea; Temnopleuroida; Toxopneustidae. Gene Ontology annotation, biological process: tetrahydrofolate biosynthetic process; folic acid metabolic process; dihydrofolate metabolic process. The transcript is spliced from 5 exons. Gene Ontology annotation, molecular function: dihydrofolate reductase activity; NADP binding. The record is from RefSeq and is a predicted model, not a curated record. Gene Ontology annotation, cellular component: mitochondrion. Bases 416 to 985 code for a protein of 189 amino acids.
GCUUUCUUCAAGGCAAAGGGUCGUGCUGGGAAUUGAACUCUGGACUUCCAUCAUUGUGUAGUCAGGCACCUUCGGCCACGGCACCUCGUCGGAGAUCUUGAUGACCGGCAGUGAAAUGAAUGCAAUAUCACCAUCUACGUUCAAAAUUGGACAGGAAGUAAACGCGCGAAGGAUAUGAACGUGGGAAAGCUGCUGUUGAUAGGCUAGGUAUGGUAGGUUGGGCCAAGGGACUAAGGUCCGAGAUCGAGAAAGAUAGCCAGGGCCAGGGGCGCGGCGGCACAGCCGGUCGUUUCAGUGUGUGUACGUUCAAGUCGCUGCUGUCGAUCUCGCUGGAUACGUUGCCUUCAUUGUCUUCCUCGUAAUCUCGUUAGCUUCGAAUUUGUUAGUGAUUGAUACAUGAGCUGUCACAAAAAAAAUGGCUGAGAAGAAACUGAAUCUGAUAGCUGCUGCUUGCACCAGUAGCGGAAAAAUGGGGAUUGGAAUCAAUGGAAACUUACCAUGGAGACUUCGGCAGGAGAUGGCUUACUUUGAAAGGUUAACUAACACCCCUCAGCUAGAAGGAAUGAAGAAUGCUGUUAUUAUGGGAAGGAAAACAUGGUUCUCAAUACCUGAAAAGUUUAGACCAUUGCAGGAUAGAAUCAAUGUUGUACUCAGUAAUACUCUCACGGAAUGUCCAUCUGGUGCAGAUCAUCUAUGUUCUUCAGUCAGCGAAGCUGUGAAGUUAUUGUCAUCUCCUCCUCAUUCACAGACAGUUGAUAUGCUCUGGAUAAUUGGUGGUAGUGCAGUUUACAAGGCUGGCAUUGAGUCUUCUUGCUGUCAUCGGAUUUAUCUAACACGAGUCUUGAAGGAGAUAGAGUGUGACACAUUCUUCCCAGAAUUUGACCUUGAAAAAUUCAAAUUAGUUGUAGACCCUGCUGUCAGCCAAGAAAUUCAAGAAGAAAAAGGUAUUCAGUACAAAUUUGAGAUCUAUGAAAAUUCAUCAUAGCACCUACGUUGCCUUGAUUUUCUGCCUCCAGCAAAGCAAUGAAGUGAUUCCAAGUUGGUGGAAGCAUUAAUCAAGUCGCUGAUCCUAUGUAUUUGCUGAACUAUGAAUGUCGGUUUGUUCAUCAUCAUCAAAGUCUAUUUCCUUUUUGGCCGGUCCUUGUAUUGUCUCAAUACUAGUUUUCAGCACUCACCUUGAAAUUAACCAACCAUUUAAGGAUGGAUUCAAAUCUAUCUUUAUAUCCGUCCUCUUAAUUCAAAAUUGGUGUUUGGUAUUCUGUGGUCACUCAUUGUUGAGUAGUGAAUAGGGUACUAUUUUUAUUUGGUGUUGGCCCCUUGUAUUCAAAGUCUCACAAGGAAUGUAUGUAAAUACAAGAUGGGGGGUCAUUAUCCAUAGACUUCCAGUAGAAUAUACUUCAUUACAUCAAAGGAAGGUAAAACUGGUUUAAUUCAUGGCCCUGUACAAUGUAGCAUGGGUGAAAAUAGUCAAAUUUUCAUCCUUGUUAUCUAUCAUACAAUGAAUUAUGUCCACAAGAAGCAAUGCCAUCUACAUGGGGUUUCUUCUUAACUAUUUUCUAACAUACCUAAUAUUUGGUUACGCAAUAUUUGUGUACUUUCAUGUCAGAUCAACGAUUGUUUUAAAAUAUUUUGUGUACAAAUCCAGUAGAAUUUGUGUUCCAGCCAAUUUUUCCUAAAUCUAUGAUAAUUCUUACUUUUGAUUAGGUAGUUCAAUUAGUUUUAUGCUGGGGAUAGUGUCACCAACAAAUGCUAUAAAAAUGCAAAAGACAAGAAUAAAAAAAGAAAUAUAUGAGAAACUAAAAAGAAUGCAUUGACUAUUUUUAUUACACUUUUAAAAUCAUUUUUUAUCAGAAUGCUACAAAGAUAGACCCCACAUUAAUAGUUUUGGUUCUUUGUCUGUUUAGUUAUAGUUUAUUAGAGAAUGGGUAGUAUUGACCCAUUUGUCUGAUUGAAUAUGAGCUUUUCUUUCAACGUAAUAUUAUAAAAAAUAAACCUGGUCACAUGUCUUGUACAGGUAAUAAUUAUUGUGGUAAUACUUAAUGUCAAAUAAUGAUUUGCAUAAUUCAUCUUCUUCUUUUUUCAGAGUACUAAGCCAAAAAUAUUUUGUGCUAGCUAUUUACAUUUUUUUUUUGCUUUAGCUUACAUGUAUACAAUUUUCAUUCUUGAACAGUUACUUGUAUGACAUUUUAUUAUUUAUAAGUAUCAAGAAUUUAAAGUAAUACAAUAUGAAAUCAUACAUUAAAAAAAAACACUCUUUAGUGUGACUUUUGUUUGUAUUAUAACUAAAUAUACUACCUUGAGUGCUUCACUUGAAAUGUCUAAGUCAAAUUUUUAUUAUUUAGUAAUACAAGAUAUUGAUAAUUGGCUUUAACUGUAUUUUGUAUCAAAAGUAUUUGCUGUUCAGACCCCAAAUGUGAUGAUCAUUUGAAAACUGUUUAUUGUCAUGUUAUCUGCCAGGGGGGACAUACUUCUCAAUUCUUUUGGGCAUGGUUGAUAGUUUCAUUCUCUCUAGCCGUCAUAACAAUUUAAAUGCAGCAAAUUCUGAAGUUAUGUUAAGCAAAAGUUAGUUUUUUUCUGUGGUAAUACUUAAUGUCAAAUCUGUCUCCGACAGAUUUGAAUAAAACUUACUAUGCAUGAAUUAUCAUUGUUGUCCCACAGGGUGUCCCACAAUGCAGAUUUAAAGCAGGGUUAAUGUUAGGUAAACUUUGGAUAAGUUUUAAAAUUAUUGUUAUGCUUUUUUUUUUUUUUUUUAGUAACUGAUAAUCAUGUGAAAUACAUUCCAAAUACCAGCAAUAGUUUCAUACCAGUUCUUGUUUCAAUAUUUGUUUCUAUUUAUGAGUACUAUAUAUAUUGAAGCUCUUAUACCCUUUUAUGUUUCGCCUACAUAGCAUAGCAAGACUAUUGCCACCGCUUUUCUGAUGAUGUCAUCAACAUUUGAAAUAUCCUCAUAACUUAGAGAGUAUAAAGACAUAUUUCAUGAAACUUGGACAUAAGGGAAAUCAAGUGUCACUGAUCAUCUUAUGAGUUUCAGGUCAUAUGACCAAGGUCAAAGGUCCUUUAGGGUCAAUGAAAUUUUACCAUAUUGGAACUCAUAAAACAAGUUUAAGAUUUUGACAUAUCACCAUAACUUAUAUAUGGAUAUAGUUAAAACUAUAUAUUAAACUUGACAUAAGAGUAAUCAUGUAUCACUGAUUAUUUUGCAAGAGUUUCAGGUCACAUGAUUAAAGGAAAUAUUGGAGCAUAAUCAUUUCUAUAUCCGAUAAGUUGAAUAUUGUUACAAUAUUACUCUCUUUUUUUUCUCCAUUGAUAUGGGUAACAUAAAUACAUAGGACAGGAAAUAUGCUGAAAAUAUUGCAUACCGGCAAGAAAACAUGUGGAAGGAUAAUACAAGGUUUUACUCUAUCGAAAUAAUGGAUUAAAUGUGUAAUAAUGGACGUUGUGGAUCCGGAGCCGCAAAAAAUGGAAUAAUUGUGAUUUCAGAUAUUGAAAUAUGAGAUUAAGUGUUAUUACCUUGUCAGAUCUCUAGUCAUGAAUUAAUGCAAACUUGAUGCAACUUUGUUAUUUGUCAUCCGGAUUUAAUGAACAUUUUACAUUCUUGUUCACAUAUUCAAUUUCACUUUUUAUUCCAAUAAACAUGAUACCUUUGUGUGUGUGGCCUUUAAUACGUACUCUUACAGGGUCUGCAGAACAGUUCUGAAGGUGAGGGGGGCGUCAACCAUGCAACAAAACACAAUCAUAUUUCUUUAUAGUACAUGUUUAAUGAAAGACAAAGUGUGUGUGGGGGGGGGGGGGGGGCUCCCACACCACCAGCCCUCUUCCUAAGACCUGAAACAAGUUUUAUCUAUAUCAUUGACACUAAUAUUUUAUGAAUGUAUUUAAAAGUAAUGAUUAACUCGAAGUCUCGAGAAUAUUAAAAAAGAAUGUUGCUAUUAUAAUGAUCACAAAAUAAAAUAUUUUCAAAACUAUUUGAA